UCCAGCUGGUCAUCCCCACAGCUGGACCCUAGCCAGAUCAGAUUGAUACUGUACCAAGACUGUGAGCGACGGGGGAGAAAUGUCCUCUUCGACUCCAGUGCCAAAAAGAGGAGCGCGGAGGAUGCCCCUGCUUCGGUGAGUGACACUGGGGUGAGGGAUAAGUGUGACUGACUGACGGGGGUGUUUUAUGGGGAUGUACACCACAGUGUGGGGGAAAUAGGAAAUGCUGUCUAGAGCUACUCCUGUGGCUAUAUUAAAGAGGGCUUGACUGGUUUGAACUGGAGCUCAGAUCUCCAAUAAUAAUGGCAUCAGCUGACACCCGCCACUGAUGUGUAAGCAUACUUCCAGACUCACAUGACCACAGUCUCUGUGACUGACUCCCUCUCGCAAGUCUUCAGCCCUUUUGUAAUUGUGCUGUCAUGGGUUACUUGCUGCAAUCUACUGUGGUGUUGACAAAUAGAAUGUGUGCAUUUACUUUAACCUGUUCUAAAUCCUUGUUGUACAUGUUAGGAUUAGAAAGCAAUUAGUUGAAUGGAUAAGGGCAAUCAUUAGCUAUGCCUGUCUAUUCAACAAGUGUGUCCUAUGUUUGUCAUUGCCAAGCAAUGCAUUUCUGCAGCAUGGUUAACGUGAAGUCUGACCCCUAGCACAUCAUGCUUUAUUUGCCUGAUAUUGUUUCGAGAGAGAGAGAGAGAGAGAGAGAGAGAGAGAGAGAAGAGAGAGAGAGAGAGAGAGAGAGAGAGAGAGAGAGAGAGAGAGGAGAAGGAGGAGAGAGAGAGAGAGCGAGAGAGGCAGAGAGAUGAGAUAUAGCAGAGAGAGAAGAGAUCGAGAGAAUAGCGAAUGAGAGCAAGAGAUCUGCUAUAGAGAGGAGAGCUCCUCUCUUUCCGCUCUAUCGAUCGACUUAGAAACGCUCGAGAGAGCAUCUCUUAGGGGAGAGCAAGUCGGCUCCGAAGGCUUCUUAGGAGAGAAGCUAGAGAGAGAAGGGGAGAAAUCUAGAGAUCUAGCUUAGAGAAGCAAGCUAAUGGUUGAAGGCAAAGCUAUAAAGGGGGGCAAGUAAGAGAUAAGCUAGAGAUCUAGAAGAUAAGCAAUGGUGGAGGGGAGCAUGAGUAUGCAAGCUAGAGAGAGGGGUAGCAGAGCUAGAGGGAGAGCAAUGAGAGGGAGGUAGUUCCAGCUCGCAAGUUCCUGAGGAAGUCCUAUGACAGCCAUUCACAUGUUCCAGGCCUUUUUGUUCUCUAUCGGGGCAGGCCAGACAUUUGUUUGAUGCGAGCCAUUACCAUAGCAAAGCAAGGCACGCAGUCCACAAAAGCAUUCCAGUGCAAUAUAGGGUGCCAUUCUCUGGCACAUCACAUGGGGGAAAGCAGAUUGGAGUUUAGUUUGUAUGGAUUUGUGACUAACGGAUAGAACAUUGUAUGCUCUGACAUCAAUCAUCUCAUAUCAAGAGGUAAAGAAAGCCUGUGUAAAUACUGUAUGUUGGUUGUGUUUGCUUAGAAAUACGAGACAGAGGCCUGAUUUGUUAUUAUUGUAUUUUUAUUACUUCACUAACAUAUUUAGUUUCUUCCAAACUAGUGCACUCAAUACACUGUAUUUAAGUGAUGUAGGCCUAUAACAUAAAGCAUUAACAGAACAACGUUUUAGUUGCUAUACGGUCAUAUUAUUUGCGGAUAUAUUGUACUGUUACACACACUAGGAAUGCAACAGUAUAUGUAAGAAUACUGUGUGCCCUAAAUACAUAUAGUACACUGUGCAAAAUAUAUGCAGCAUUAGUGUUUAAAGAUCAGAAAACAGCUCAAAUCCUAGGACAGAGACUAUAUGCCUAUUCUUUAUGUGAUAGGCGUGACUAAACACUCGUUACCUGGUGACUCACCCUGAAUUUAAUUCCGCUGCUCUAUCGAUCACUACAUACAUUGUCUGAAACUGCCAUCCUAGAAGUCGUUUGUGACUUCAAAAUGAGGAGCAUUGUUUACAGAAAUUAAUCAGCGAUUGGAGUCUCUAAUGAAUCAGAGUAUCAAAGUUGUUAACGCCAUCAUGUAGGCCGGCGCUGGCCCAACCCAUCGGUUUCUGGGACAAAUCAGAAUGGUCAGAAUGUUUUCGCAUUCUAGAACUCGUCAAGGAGGGAGGCAAAUCCAGACUCAUCGUGGAGAAGAAACGUCACUUUUGCCGGAGCAAUGUAAAAGGGUAGCCAGUCAAAAACACUUGCACCAACAUCCCAAAUAGUGAAACUAGAGAAACUCCUAUGCUAGGACCAGGGCCAUAUUCUACAUAUGUGAAUGUGUUAUUUGUGUGGUCUUCCCCACAGCAGAAGAUGUGCAGUAGCGAGGCCCAGGUAAAGAUGUAUGGGAAGUGCUGCCAGCUGAGGCCUACAGCGGGCAGCUCCAACUCUCUGGACAGCUCCUGCGCCUCCGAGCCCCGGGAACCCAGGGAACAAGGGCUGCGCUUCCAGGUGAGAACGUAGUGUGUGAUAGAGGGUGCACUUGGACCAAAGCCUGUUUUAGAAUGGGAAGUUUCAUUGAUAGAUGAGCUCUCUUGUACAUCUCUAUGAGUGAGAACAGUCCCUAUAUCAUGAUCAAACGACCCUCAAAACCUAUUAUGUCAGUCCCGUUCCACCUUCUUCACCCUCUCUCUUCACCUGCUCUCUGUUCUCCACCUCCUUUCCCUCUCUCCCCCUCUCCCCCUCCUCUCCUGUGUCUCAGGGGUUGCGGUGUUCAUCUGACGCCAACAUGUUGGGGGAGAUGAUGUUUGGCUCGGUGGCCAUGAGCUACAAGGGCUCCACACUCAAGAUCCACCAGAUACGGUGAGAUCCAGGGAACAAGGCAAGAGGGGGAGGGAAGUCAGUUACAGUUAGUAUGUCAGGAUUUCCGUUAGCCGGUAAUAGCCGUUUUUUGGCAAAAAAUUAUAAUAUGAAAAGCCGAUUUAAAUAAAAUUGACGCCGGCCAAUUGUAAAAAAUAAAAAUAAAAUCCCAUUGCGAAAUAAUGCAUUUUAGCCUGUUCAUUGAUUGAAAUACUGGUCGAUGUAGCGCGAGAGCUGCUGCUACAGCUCAUCAAACAGCUGUUUGUUGCUGCUGGAGUGAAACGUGUGCUUUUCAUAAGCCCAAUCAUUGCACAACAGUUCUAAAUGUAAUCACGUGUUAAAAACAAUGGCCACAAUUAAAAAUGGCUACUAAAUGUAUUUGUAUUUUUCAACUGGUAAUUGAAGUGUGCUUCCCAUUCAAGUGCAUAGGCAGCUAGGCAGGCUUCAGUGUGUCAUACACAACUUUGCAAUGAGCUGGAGGCAGUAUGCAUUUUGAAAACGUAUACUUAAUUGUUUGAAACCUGAACGUUUCACUACAUAUUAUGUCUUACCUUGCUUCAAAGUAGCCUAGCCAAAAUCCAACCAAACGUACAGGAAAUUAUUUUAUGCCAUUGAAACCAGUAGCCCAUUUCUCUCCCGUUCUAUUGGUUUUGUAAUCAACUUUUUUUUAAAUUGUCCAGUAGCCAAAGGCACAAUUCUAGUCAUAUGAUCAACCCAUGCUAGUUGUUGCAUCUUUAAAUCUCCCCUCUUUCUAAAUUUUGAAUGGAUAUUUUCAUCGGUUUCAUGAAACCGCUCGCAUGUGCGGUGUGCUUUUGACAAAGGUUUUCCCGCUAAUUGCAUUAUGGAACGAACAUUCAGAAUGUGAAGCUAAACGUUCUGAUCUGUUGCAUGAGCCUCAUUGCUUUCUAACGGUUUUUGGAUGUAGCCGAGGCCUGCUGGUUGUAUGAAUUUGGGAUCUAUCGUCCCACAACUGUCCCAGAGUGUUUGGAAUAUACUUUUUAUUUCUCGCACAGAACGACAAGCCGACCAAUAGAAUAGGUAAACUUUUCUACUAUAGUGGAAUGUAGAUUGACAUAGGCUAGUGAUUUUGCUGUUCAUUGUUGGCUGAGGAAAAUGCUGUUGCAUCCUCGAGUUGCAUGUUCUUUUAAGAUUAAAUGCUAAAUGUGAUUUCUGUCAUCCUGAGCACUGUGGGUGGAUGCCCUAAUCAGGUUAUGCACCCAAUGCAAAUUGGCCCGGGAAAUUUCUUUAAUGUCCAGUAAAAUGUAAAUGCUGCGGGUCAAAUGUCCAGCGCCACAUUUUCCUAACGGAAACCCUGCAGUCUGUCCCACACAGCACUUUGAAGCAGAGAUCAGAGAAAUGUAUACAUCAGUUGUCCUGAUGUGAUGUCAUUAUUACACUUAAAUACAUAACACACGUCAGGAGCACCAAGUCAUCGUGACUUUGUUUUCUCCCCAUUUCUCCCUCCCUUGUCUGUCCACAGGUCACCCCCUCAGCUGAUGCUGAGUAAAGUGUUUACAGCCCGAACAGGGAGCAGUGUCUAUGGCAGCCUUAACACGUAAGCCCUACUACCACACUCUGCCCUCACCCCUCCUUCGCUUUCUCUCUCUCCUUUCUAAACCUGCUCUCUCUCCUUUCUAAACCUGCUCUCUCUCCUUUCUAAACCUGCUCUCUCUCCUUUCUAAACCUGCUCUCUCCUUUCUAAACCUGCGCUCUCGCUCUCUCUCCUUUCUAAACCUGCGCUCUCGCUCUCUCUCCUUUCUAAACCUGCUCUCUCGUUUCUAAACCUGCUCUCUCGUGCUCUCUCUUUUCUAAACCUGCUCUCUCGCGCUCUCUCCUUUCUAAACCUGCUCUCUCUCCUUUCUAAACGUGCUCUCUCUUUUCUAAACCUGCUCUCUCUUUUCUAAACCUGCUCUCUCGCGCUCUCUCCUUUCUAAACCUGCUCUCUCCUUUCUAAACCUGCUCUCUCAUGCUCUCUCCUUUCUAAACCUGCUCUCUCUCCUUUCUAAACCUGCUCUCUCCUUUCUAAACCUGCGCUCUCGCUCUCUCUCCUUUCUAAACCUGCUCUCUCGCUCUCUCUCCUUUCUAAACCUGCUCUCUCUCCUUUCUAAACCUGCUCUCUCUCCUUUCUAAACCUGCUCUCUCUCUAACUUUCUUCUCCUCUUUCUAUUCUUGAUAUCAAUCUCUCCUGAUACCCUUUGAACCUGUGCUGUUGUCUUUGUGCUCCUGGCAGACUGCAAGACAGCCUGGAGUUCAUGGGUCAGGACCCCAAUGCUUUGAGGCCGGAUCAGAACACUGUGACCAACGGCCUCCUGGGGAACAUAGGUAACCACAACAACAACUACAGACAGGACCACAGCACUACAGUACAACUGACUGGCACAUAACGGACACGAAUGGAUGUAUAUUGUACAUAUCAGCACCUAUGCCAUUUCAGUUAUUUUGGUAGUACUGAAGCACCGUUUUGUUUAACUUGUUUAAUUUAUCGUUUUAUUCAUGUAUAUACUGUAUGUUAUCUGUGUUGCAAAUCCUUGUCAGACACUGACUAUCUUUUGUAAGUUUGUUACGUGUGAAUUGACUUGAAUUGAAUCCAGGUUUAUUCUCCAGGCACAUUUUUUUUGUGUUCUUUUCCCUCUUUAACGUCCAUUUCAGGACAACCUGAAGCAGUUUGGGACCACAAUGAAAAAGAUCUGAUGUGAAAAGAUCUGAUGUGAUUGCUCAAAAGACCAAUUAGUGGAAGAAAUAUCAGAAUUGGGCUGCCUGUCCCAAACUGCCUCAGGUUGUCCCCUCUCUCCGUCGGGUUGGGGUGUGUACGUUAUAUUUGACCUCCUGCUUCACUACUAACCGUGGUUCAUGUCCUGUUUUGUUUUGCUUGUCUCUUCUCCCCAUCCGUUUGUGCUGCGCAGGUUUCUCUCAGCUCUGCAGCCCGCGCCGGGCCUUCUCUGAGCAGGGCCCUCUCCGCCUCAUCAAGAGUGCCUCUUUCUUUUCAGGUUUGCAGUGUGCUCGUGUGCAGUUGCAUGCUCGUGUACAUACAUUGCAUGUGUCUGCAAGUGUACUACGGGCAUGCUCAAUAUCUGCUUUAGAGUGCUUGCUGCUGGUUGUUGUACUCCCUACUGUCCUCACUGCCUCCUUCCAUCACUCCUUCCCACACAUCUUCCAUCACUCCUUCCCACACACCUUCCCUCACUCCUUCCCAUCCUCCUUCCAUCACUCCUUCCCACCCUCCGUACCAUAAUCUAUCCAUCCCCCCAUCUCUCCUCCCUCCCUCCCUACCAUAACCUGGUGACAGGGGUGGUGAUUUCUGUAAAUAGCUUCCAUGCAGCCCUCUGUAAGACACAGCUCUGUGGCACGGCAUGUAGCUCUUCAGUUAUGCAAUAGUGGAAUGCUCAUUGGGUCGCAGGCCAGGGUGGGCGGGGCACAGACACUUUGCAGCAAAGCUAGUGUUGAUUUGACCGUAAAUCAUAUCAACAGGACAACACCAAACGGUGCCUUUGCAACACAUGCAAAUGAAGGGUUUGCGGUUUCUGCACUCGUAAACUAUAGCGUGAACAUUCAUUUAGUAAUUUUGCCUAUUGUGUGUUAACGAGAUGUUAAGUACAUCUGAGAACAUACAAGCGUACAUGUUGUUUGUUGUGUAUUGCCGAUGCUGCACCUUCUUCAACAGAGUGGCGUUAGAGUGAACAACACACCACUGUACCAUAGUAGAGGGCCAGCACCUGCUUAUGGUUUUGCCUGUAGGAAGUGUCUUGCACUGUGGUGGUAUGUCAUUUGUGGACUUGAUCAUUGUGAAAUGAAUGUUCGGUGGUGGUGAAGGUGGCCCCAUGCUUUGAGAGUGGUGGUGGGAAAAGCACUCGCACCCCUCCCUGCUUGGGCUCCUCAGUAUUGCUGAGCUGAGUCGUUCCUGAUCUGUUUCUCAGUCUUUCCCCUCCUGUCUCUCUCCUGCAGGCCACAGCAACCCCAUGGACAUGCCGUGCAGAAGCCUGUACGACGAGAGAGACAGCGGUAUCGCCAGAUCAGGUAAUGACUCUUAACUAAAUCCAGGAUUGGCCUCUCUAGACACCCUCCACUCAUACUAAGCCUUCUUUGUGUCUCUGAGAUGAUGCAACUAGGUGAGCAGGUUUUUAGCACUAGAUUCACCUCAGUGUGUUCUCUCUCGCUGAACCAUCUCUUAACAAGAGGGAUGCAACUAAUCGGUUUAGAUGAAACCCUAUUCUACUGGGUCACGGCUGCAGACCAGUCAGCUCCACACAGCAUUCCUUCUCUUCAAGGUCAAACUGGAGUGAGAGUGACACCAGGACAGUGGUCCAUAGGGCUCUGGUCAAAAGUAGAUCACUAUGUAGGGCGUUAGGGUGCCAUUUGGGACACCAGCUUAUCCCUCCUCUGUAAUGAUGGCACAGCGGAGACGUUUACGGACACACCUUUCCAUCGACCCCGCUGCCAGAGUUUAGCCCUCCUCCGUCCUCUAUAGGGGUGUGGAGGAGAGAGAGGUGCUGGAAAACCUUGUGCAGUGGAAACUGACCCCCAGCCCUUGCAUCGCCGGCAUGAGGGGAAUCUCACUUUCUGUUGAACACCCGCGUCACAUGCAUAUGCUUAAAUAUAGCAGCUCCCAAAACCCGGUACUAGUAAAUUAAGUUCUAAUUUGGUCCCCUCUCGUCUCCCACACAGACACACACACACACACACACUCUCCUUCAACUCCUCCUAUACCCAUACGCCUCCCCUAGUCAUCAAUCACCCACACAUUUGGCGUCCCUUCAUUGAGCUAUGCCUACACGACGACAACGUGAGCAGCAUACACCCUCCACAUACAGUUGAAGUCUGAAGUUUACAUACACCUUAGCCAAAUACAUUUAACCUCAGUUUUUCACAAUUCCUGACAUUUAAUCCUAGUGAAUAUUCCCUGUCUUAGGUCAGUUAGGAUCACCACUUAAUAUUAAGAAUGUGAAAUGUCAGAAUAAUAGUUGAGAGAAUUAUUUAUUUCAGCUUUUAUUUAUUUUAUCACAUUCCCAGUGGGUCAGAAGUGUACAUACACUCAAUUAGUAUUUGGUAGCAUUGCUUUAAAUUGUUUAACUUGGGUCAAACGUUUCGGGUAGCCUUCCACAAGCUUCCCACAAUAAGUUGGGUGAAUUUUGGCCCAUUCCUCCUGACAGAGCUGGUGUAACUGAGUCAGGUUUGUAGGCCUCCUUGCUCGAACACGCCUUUUCAGUUCUGCCCACACAUUUUCUAUAGUAUUGAGGUCAGGGCUUUGUGAUGGCCACACCAAUACCUUGACUUUGUUGUCCUUAAGCCAUUUUGCCACAACUUUGGAAGUAUGCUUGGGGUCAUUGUCCAUUUGGAAGACCCAUUUGCGACCAAGCUUUAACUUCCUGACUGAUGUCUUGAGAUGUUGCUUCAAUAUAUCCACAUCAUUUUUCUUCCUCAUGAUGCCAUCUAUUUUGUGAAGUGCACCAGUCCCUCCUGCAGCAAAGUUAAUAAAAUAAAAUCAAAUUUUAUUGGCCACGUGCCGAAUACAACAGGUGUAGACAUUACAGUGAAAUGCUUACUUACAGCCCUUAACCAACAAUGCAUUAAUUUUUUUAUUUAAAAAAGUAAAAUAAAACAACAACAAAAAAGUGUUGAGGAAAAAAAGAGCAGAAGUAAAAUUAAAUAACAGUAGGGAGGCUAUAUAUACAGGGGGGUACCGGUGCAGAGUCAAUGUGCGGGGGCAGCGGCUAGUUGAGGUAAUAUGUACAUGUGGGUAGAGUUAAAGUGACUAUCCAUAAAUAAUUAACAGAGUAGCAGCAGCGUAAAAAGAUGGGGUGGGGGGGCAGUGCAAAUAGUUUGGGUAGCCAUGAUUAGCUGUUCAGGAGUCUUAUGGCUUUGGGGUAGAAGCUGUUGAGAAGUCUUUUGGACCUAGACUUAGCACUCCGGUACCGCUUGCCGUGCGGUAGCAGAGAGAACAGUCUAUGACUAGGGUGGCUGGAGUCUUUGACAAUUUUGAGGGCCUUCCUCUGACACCGCCUGGUAUAGAGGUCCUGGAUGGCAGGAAGCUUGGCCCCAGUGAUGUACUGGGCCGUAAGCACUACCCUCUGUAGUGCCUUGCGGUCGGAGGCCGAGCAGUUGCCAUACCAGGCGGUGAUGCAACCAGUCAGGAUGCUCUCGAUGGUGCAGCUGUAGAAUUUCUUGAGGAUCUGAGGACCCAUGCCAAAUCUUUUCUGUCUCCUGAGGGGGAAUAGGCUUUGUCGUGCCCUCUUCACGACUGUCUUGGUGUGUUUGGACCAUGAUAGUUUGUUGGUGAUGUGGACACCAAGGAACUUUAAGCUCUCAACCUGUUCCACUACAGCCCCGUCGAUGAGAAUGGGUGCGUGGUCAGUCCUCUUUUUAUUUGUGUAGUCCACAAUCAUCCCCUUUGUCUUGGUCACGUUGAGGGAGAGGUUGUUGUCCUGGCACCACACGUCCAGGUCUCUGACCUCCUCCCUAUAGGCUGUCUCAUCUUUGUCGGUGAUCAGGCCUACCACUGUUGUGUCGUCGGCAAACUUAAUGAUGGUGUUGGAAUCGUGCCUGGCCAUGCAGUCAUGGGUGAACAGGGAGUACAGGAGGGGACUGAGCACGCACCCCUGAGGGGCCCCCGUGUUGAGGAUCAGUGUGGCAGAUGUGUUGUUACCUACCCUUACCACCUGGGGGCGGCCCGUCAGGAAGUCCAGGAUCCAGUUGCAGAGGGAGGUGUUUAGUCCCAGGAUCCUUAGCUUAGUGAUGAGCUUUUAGGGCACUAUGGUGUUUAAUCCUGAGCUGUAGUCAAUGAAAAGCAUUCUCACGUAGGUGUUCCUCUUGUUCAGGUGGGAAAGGGCAGUGUGGAGUGCAAUAGAGAUUGCAUCAGUCUGUGGAUCAUCUGUGGAUCUUUUGGGGCGGUAUGCAAAUUGGAGUGGGUCUAGGGUUUCUGGGAUAAUGGUGUUGAUGUGAGCAACAGCAUGAUGCUGCUACCCCCGUGCUUCACGGUUGGGAUGGUGUUCUUCUUCGGCUUGCAAGCGACCCCCUUUUUCCUACAAACAUAACGAUGGUCAUUAUGGCCAAACAGUUAUAUUUUUGUUUCAUCAGACCAAAGGACAUUUCUCCAAAAAGUACGAUCUUUGUCCCCAUGUGCCGUUGCAAACCGUAGUCUGGCUUUUUUAUGGCGGUUUUGGAGCAGUGGCUUCUUCCUUGCUGAGCGGCCUUUCAGGUUAUAUCGAUAUAGGACUCGUUUUACUGUGGAUAUUGAUACUUUUGUACCUGUUUCCUCCAGCAUCUUCACAAGGUCCUUUGCUGUUGUUCUAGGAUUGAUUUGCACUUUUCGCAUUAAAGUACGUUCAUCUCUAGGAGACAGAACGCGUCUCCUUCCUGAGCGGUAUGACGGCUGCGUGGUCCCAUGGUGUUUAUACUUGCGUACUAUUGUUUGUACAGAUGAACGUGGUACCUUCAGGCGUUUGGAAAUUGCUCCCAAGGAUGAACCAGACUUGUGGAGGCCUACCAUUUUUUUUUUUGAGGUCUUGGCUGAUUUCUUUUGAUUUUCCCAUGAUGUCAAGCAAAGAGGCACGGAGUUUGAAGGUAGGCCUUGAAAUACAUCCACAGGUACACCUUAAUUGACUGAAAUGAUGUCAAUUAGCCUAUCAGAAGCUUCUAAAGCCAUGAAAUCAUUUUCUGGAAUUUUCCAAGCUGUUUAAAGGCACAGUCAAGUUAGUGUAUGUAAACUUCUGACCCACUGGAAUUGUGAUACAGUGAAUUAUAAGUGAAAUAAUCUGUCUAUAAACAAUUGUUGGAAAAAUUACUUGUGUCAUGCACAAAGUAGAUGUCCUAACCGACUUGCCAAAACUAUAGUUUGUUAACAAAAAAAUGUAUGGAGUGGUUGAAAAACAAGUUUUAAUGACUCCAAGUGUAUGUAAACUUCCGACUUCAACUGUACCUGGUAUUGGGCCAGCUUUUCUUGUAAUAUCGUGACUGUGAGGUGAUUAUAGAAUGUCCCAGCCAUGCUCUAAUAAUCAGGGUGGGCUGUGGGAAGCUGAACUAAUGCAGUGUGGACGUGUUCUAUGUGAUUUUCCCCUGUUCUGUUGUGUAUGAGUAACCUCACUGACUGAAUCACCCUCCCCCCUCUUCUGUUCUCUCCUUCUGUUGUCUCCUCUCUCUCAUUCCUCAACUCCUCUUUUUUUGCUCUCUACACUUCUAUGGCUUCUACACUUCUCUCUCUGUGCUCCCAUCUUCCCCUCUUACAUACUUCUCACUCGUUCCAUCUCUGCCUCUCCCUCCCUCCCUACACAGCGUCUCUGAGCAGUCUGUUGAUUACUCCGUUCCCCUCCCCGGGCUCCUCCCUCACCAGCAGUCAGGCCAGUAGCUACCAGAGACGCUGGCUCCGCAGCCAGACCACCAGUCUGGAGAACGGGGUCUUCCCAAGAUGGUGAGAGACAGCAGUUCAACACAAAUACACACACACACACAAUUAUACAGACACACACUCUCCUUCUGGUGUCCCCCCUGUUAGGGCCUCUCGUACACCCAUGGGGGCGUAUACAAAUAACUGGACAGUAGGGUGAUGAUACUGUGUGGGCCCAAUGACUCACUCUGAGUUCUAACUACACAUAUUAGCUACACUGUCACUGGCAUUGGCUUUGAAUAGUAAAUGACCAGUAGACUGUUACAAAUGACAUUUAUGUAUUGGCCUACAAUCAGUUCCCAGAAGUCAUAGGUGAGCUGUAGAGCUCCAUGAAUUUGUGUAUGUGUGUCUUUUUAGAUGCAGAGAAACAUUUACAUUUACAUUUGAGUAAUUUAGCAGACACUCUUAUUCUUAUCCAGAACAACUUACAGUUAGUGAGUGCAUACAUUUCAAACAUGUAGCCUCCUGUAGCUCAGUUGGUAGAGCAUGGCGCUUGUAACGCCAGGGUUGUGGGUUCGAUUCCCACGGGGGGCCAGCAUGAAAAAUUUAUGCACUAACUGUAAGUCGCUUUUGAUAAGAGCGUCUGCUAAAUGACUAAAAUGUUGACUGAUCACACUGCAAAGACGUGAUACAGAUCAGCACCUCAGUCCUGGCUAUAUCGACACCAUCGUAGCCAUCUAGAAGAUCCAUGGCUAGUUGUUGUUACCUAUUGUCCAUGGUUUUCCCCCAGCCACAGGUUGAGAGUUUAUGCCAUCAUACUUACUUUUAUUUUCACCUUUGACUGUAGCCUGUUAAGAAUCCUGCUGUCCACUUCUCCAUAGUACUUCUCUAUGUGUCCACCUUGCUCCAGGUCUGUGGAAGAGAGCUUCAACAUGUCGGACGAGAGCGGAGGUCCCAGCCUGGGCGUGGCAAGGAAGAAGAAGAUUGCCAUCGGCGUCAUCUUCCUCCUCUCCCAGGACGAAGAGGAGAACAUCAAGUUCCAAGACUUCUUCUUCUCCCACUUCCCCCUCUUCGAGAGCCACAUGAACAAACUAAAAAGUGCCAUCGAACAGGUGAGGAGGUCCUCACAUACAGUGGGGAGAACAAGUAUUUGAUACACUGCCGAUUUUGCAGGUUUUCCUACUUACAAAGCAUGUAGAGGUCUGUAAUUUUUAUCAUAGGUACACUUCAACUGUGAGAGACGUAAUCUAAAACAAAAAUCCAGAAAAUCACAUUGUAUGAUUUUUAAGUAAUUAAUUUGCAUUUUAUUGCAUGACAUAAGUAUUUGAUCACCUACCAACCAGUAAGAAUUCCGGCUCUCACAGACCUGUUAGUUUUUCUUUAAGAAGCCCUCCUGUUCUCCACUCAUUACAUGUAUUAACUGCACCUGUUUGAACUCGUUACCUGUAUAAAAGACACCUGUCCACACACUCAAUCAAACAGACUCCAACCUCUCCACAAUGGCCAAGACCAGAGAGCUGUGUAAGGACAUCAGGGAUAAAAUUGUAGACCUGCACAAGGCUGGGAGGGCUACAGGACAAUCGGCAAGCAGCUUGGUGAGAAGGCAACAACUGUUGGCGCAAUUAUUAGAAAAUGGAAGAAGUUCAAGAUGACGGUCAAUCACCCUCGGUCUGGGGCUCCAUGCAAGAUCUCACCUCGUGGGGCAUCAAUGAUCAUGAGGAAGGUGAGGGAUAAGCCCAGAACUACACGGCAGGACCUGGUCAAUGACCUGAAGAGAGCUGGAACCACAGUCUUAAAGAAAACCAUUAGUAACACACUACGCCGUCAUGGAUUAAAAUCCUGCAGCGCACGCAAGGUCCCCCUGCUCAAGCCAGCGCAUGUCCAGGCCCGUCUGAAGUUUGCCAAUAACCAUCUGGAUGAUCCAGAGGAGGAAUGGGAGAAGGUCAUGUGGUCUGAUGAAACAAAAAUAGAGCUUUUUGCUCUAAACUCCACUCGCUGUGUUUGGAGGAAGAAGAAGGAUGAGUACAACCCCAAGAACACCAUCCCAACCGUGUAGCAUGGAGGUGGAAACAUCAUUCUUUGGGGAUGCUUUUCUGCAAAGGGGACAGGACGACUGCACCGUAGUUGUCUAUUCCAUUUGCACAACAGCAUGUGAAAUGUAUUGUCAAUCAGUGUUGCUUCCUAAGUGGACAGUUUGAUUUCACAGAAGUGUGAUUGACUUGGAGUUACAUUGUGUUGUUUAAGUGUUCCCUUUAUUUUUUUGAGCAGUGUACUACAUUUAAUCAGACUUGCUCAAGGCUUUAAACAUAUAAAAUGUACAGUGCAUUGAAAGUAUUCAGACCCCUUCCCUUUUUCCACAUUUUCUUAUGUUACAGCCUUAUUCUAAAAUGGAUUACAUAAAAAAUGUUCCUCAUCAAUAUACACACUAUACCCCAUAAUGACAAAGUGAAAACAGGUUUGUAGACAUUUUUGGAAAUGUAAAAAAAAGAAAAGAAAAAAAGAUGCCUAAUUUACAUAAGUAUUCACACCCUUUGUUAUGAGACUCCAAAUUUAGCUCAGGUGCAUCCUGUUUCCAUUGAUCAUCGUUGAGAUGUUUCUACAACUUUAUUGGAGUCUACCUGUGGUAAAUUCAAUUGAUUGGACAUGAUUUGGAAAGGCACACAUCUGUCUAUAUAAGGUCCCACAGUUGAUAUUGCAUGUCAGAGCAAAAACCAAGCCAUGAGGUCGAAGUAAUUAUCCGUAGAGCUCCGAGACAGGAUUGUGUCGAGGCACAGAUCUGGGUGAGGGUACCAAAAAACCUCUGCGGUAUUGAAGUUCCCGAAGAACAGAGUGGCCUCCAUCAUUCUUAAAUGGAAGAAGUUUGGAAACACCAAGUCUCUUCCAAGAACUGGCCGCCCGGCCAAACUGAGCAAUCGGGGGAGAAGGGCCUUGGUCAGGGAGGUGACCAAGAACCCGAUGGUCACUCUGACAGAGCUCCAGAGUUCCUCUGGGGAGAUGGGAGAACCUUCCAGAAUGACAAUCAUCUUUGCAGCACUCCACCAAUCAGGCCUUUAUGGUAGAGUGGCCAGGCGUAAGCCACUCCUCAGUAAAAGGCACAUGACAGCCAGCUUGGAGUUUGCCAAAAGGCACCUAAAGGACUCUCAGACCAUGAGAAACAAGAUUCUCUGGUCUGAUGAAACCAAGAUUGAACUCUUUGGCCUGAAUGCCAAGCAUCAGGUCUGGAGGAAACCUGGCACCAUCCCUACGGAGAAGCAUGGUAGUGGCAGCCUCAUGCUGUGGGGAUGUUUUUCAGCAGCAGGGACUGGGAGACUGGUCAGGAUCGAGGGAAAGAUGAACGGAGCAAAGUAUAGAGAGAUCCUUGAUGAAAACCUGCUCUGAGCGCUCAGGACCUCAGACUGGGGCGAAGGUUCACCUUCCAACAGGACAACCACCCUAAGCACACAGCCAAGACAACGCAGGAGUGGCAUCGGGACAAGUCUCUGAAUGUCCUUGAGUGGCCCAGCCAGAGCCCGGACUCGAACCCGAUCUAACAUCUCUGGAGAGACCUGAAAAUAGCUGUGCAGCUUAGCGUAACAAAGUGGAAAAAGUCACUUGGGUUGCUGUACUUUCCGAAUGUACUUACCGAAUGCACUGUAUGUUGGCCUAAAAUAGAAUCCAUUGAUUUCUGUGUUAGAUCUGUCAGUACCAUGUUUACUUGAGGCUGUAUGUAUUUAUUGUUCUCUGUUCUUGUGAAUUAGUGUAGCCUGCCACUCUUCUCCCCACUCUUUCCCUCCCUCUUUAAUUACAUGGCAUGCCUCUGUUCUCAUUUAAAAGGCCAUGAAAAUGAGCCGGCGAUCAGCUGACGCCAGUCAGAGGGCUCUGGCCUACAGCCGCAUGGUGGAUGGCCUCAAUGAAUUCAGGUGAGUUACUGUUACUUUCAUUUGUUUACUGAGACCAAGGCAAACCACACUGAGAAUGUAGCAGAGGCAAAUCCCUUAGCUUGUUACCUAGGAGCCCAGGGAGGGAGUGGGUUUGAGAGGUAUGGUUUGUUGCAAUAGGGACUCUGUAUAUUUUAUCCGUGUUAGAGUGUAGUAGAUCAUUAAUCCACACCUUAGUUUAAUAGUUAGUGUGACGUAGAUAUCGUCUAACCUUCCUAACUGGGUAGUGUCCACACAGAGUUUUUUCUCAGGCCCAGCCAAAAUAAGCACAUGAAUAAUCUGCACUGUAAGCAGAGAGGGAGCACGCAGUCCCUACCUGUCCUGUCCACACUCGCACACGGUGAUGAAGUGCCGGCUACACCCAUGCUGCUCCCAGUGCAUGCUGGGAACCCCACUGCUGCAGAGCCACUGAUGCGGUGGGAGGGAAAGGAGAGACGUGUGGGGCGGUUUGUGUCUCUGCACCACUGGCCAAUGGCCACAUGCUCAGACUCUUUCUCCUAGCUGAAGGCUUCCCAUUGCUGCAGUCAUAUGCCUGCUGGCGCGGUGCCACAGCAACCCGAGCCCCAGCUGAGGAAACACUAUCUUCCUCAAACAGUGUCCAGGCUACCAGAAUAAUGAAUUAUAUGGCAGUGCCAUCAGCAGGACGAUCAAUUUCACUGGGGAAAAACAAAUAUUUCAAAAAAUCUCACCUUCAACGUGUAAAUAUACAUCCCCUGAUGUAUAUUUGUGUUUAACCGUUAGGCCUCUUAGGUCAUGGAACAUGAUGGCGCAUAAAAUGAAGAAAUGCCAUUUGAUGUUGACAGUUUUUCCCCCAGAGUAGGAUAGAAAACAGCACUUGAAUCAGACUAUUCUUUUAGGGGUACUAUGGUGCAUAUGCCUUUGUUUCUUAAUGUGUCGUUUUUUAAAAAUCAUGUGUUGGUCAUUGUUGCGUGUCCUGUCAUUGUAAGUCAUUAAUGAUGCAUGCUGUGAUAAAACAAUUUCCCAAGUUGGUAUUAAUAAAGUAAUACUCUACUCUACAUGACCCAGUCUGGCCUAACAAACACCAAUAGCCACGGGAGGCACUGCACACGCACACACAUGCUGAUUGGAUAUCUGCCAGGGUUGGGAUAUGAAGAACACGAGUGCUUUCGGGUACCACAGAGCGGUGUUCAGUUGUUAAUUUAACGGAAAUGGUAAUGUACUGAACGACCAGUUGAAGAAUUCUGGUGUUCCAGAGGGAGUUUUGCAAUUUUCUAAAUGGUCACACCCAUAUUGAUCAGGCCACACCCACCAAACGGGAGCAGACUUACCUCAAAGGCUGUUUUGGGGUAACGUGUCGUUUAGUACAAACAGUCAGGCAAUGUAGCAAACGUUGAAUCGAACUGAACGCACCCCUGCUCAAGAGUCUCUUUGUUUCUUGACUGACUUGAUAUGCUUUUGCCUGCACAAUCGGUAUUGAGGUCAGAGGGAAUGAAUUAAGUCUAAACUUAGAUGCGGUCGGUUUUAUAAAUGUCCACUGGACGUACCUUCACGUCCAUCGCUACCUUAAAGUUCAGACUGUAAGGCAAGACCCUGAGCUGGCUUCCCCACGUCACGACCCAUGCCAUGCCAGUGGCUUUUAAUAGGUUACUACAUAUCAGAUACUGAGAAGUGUUGCUGGGAUCAAAUUUAUCAAAAUGUUCUGGAGUUACGUGUUGGUUGAAUUAUAACAGGAUUCUAGUUAGGCCAUUUCUGCAUAUUUCCUAGCAAUGUGUCAAAAUGUGCCAAGUCAGUUAAAAACAGCAUAGCCCAAAAUGUUAUGUAAACAACGCUACAGUUUUAACAGGAGGUGCCUUUUCAGCCUGUCGGUCAGGCAACUUGAGCCCUGGUUUCAAGUGGGGUUAUUGGUGUUUAUCUUUCAUUUCUGUGAAUUCUUGUCAGGGAAAGACCAUGUACCAAUCAUCAAUCUCCUUACUACCUGUCUUCUCCUGUCUAUAACCUGUAGCUCUUGUUCGAUAGUUACACUACUUGUUUUCCUCAGUCAUCAGCAAACAUCUGGGCUCUAAAACUAUAAUUCCGCCCCAUAUAAUUCCACACAUUCCUCCAUCCUCAGAGAUUCCCUCAGCUCUGUGUAAAGCUCUGGAUGGCUGCCCGCUGUGGAAUUUCCAGACGCUGAAUUGCCUCAGAGAGGGUGUCCCUUGUAAGCAGGGCCUGGACUGAGAACUGAGGCCCUCUUGUUCACCCCGAGACAAUGAUGGCUUGUGUUUCUCCCUCCCUCUCGCCAGGACGACCAUCGUCAACCUUUACACCAUGCCCCGUGUGGCCGAGCCCGUUUGGCUCACCAUGAUGUCUGGAGCCCCCGAGAAGAACCAGCUCUGUGGACAGUUCAUGAGGGAGCUCGCCCUGCUCAUGGAGCAGGCCUCAAAGAACCAGUUGAGUGCUCCUGUCUGUCUCUGUAUGCCUGUCUGUGUGUGUGUGUGCGAUACUUUGUUUUGUGUGUUACUGCAUUCAAUAGUGAAUGAGCUGAAAAGUCAGAAAUCCCUGCCAAUCUUUAGCUUGUUACUGUCGAUGUUACAAAACCAAGCUGAAUCAUUUGUCGAUGUAUCAAUUGGUAGCAAGACAUCCAUAGAACUUCUCCGAUGUUCCACUCACUGCAUUAGUAUGCAGUAGUCUACGAAGGUCUGCCUCGUGAUUUAGACUGACCAUUGACCACUGUGACGUAGCUCUGAAUGAUCAGAGAAGAGGGAAGUAGCAGAACACGAGGCAACGGUGGUGGUGGAGAUUAAGAAAAAUGAGAGUGAAAGCGGUAGACAUUAGAGUCUGUGUCCCAAAUGGCACCCGAUUUCCCCUGGUCAAAAGUAGUGCACUACAUAGGGAAUAGGGUGCCAUUUGGGACAUACCAAGUCUUUGGAGAGAAGGUGCCUGACCCGACCGCUCUCUCUUCUUCUCCCAGGUUCCUCCCUGCCCUCCUCACAGCCAUCCUCACCAACCACCUGGCCUGGGUGCCCACUGUCAUGCCCAACGGACAGCCGCCCAUCAAGAUGUUCCUGGAGAAACACUCGUCUCAGAGCGUAGAUAGGCUGGCCAAGAGCCACCCGUACAACCCACUGUGGGCCCAGCUCGGUAAGAACAGACUACAGGCCAGGACUCUGGUUGAAAACCUCUUCAGUCUUAUGUGUUUCUGAUAGAUAGAACAGAAUGAGGGAGUCCACGCACAUGUGGGAUGGAGAUUAAUCUUGCCAGAGGCUUGUACUUUUCAGACCAAGCUAGUAGGAAAUGUGCCAAACUAGCUCCACAGGCCUGUGAAAUUGUGUAUUUUCAAAUAACCCAAGGCAAAGAUUUUUUACCCAAAUGUUACCCAGGCUAUUAGAAAUCGCAGUCAACUAGCCAGUGCUCAAAAUCCUUAAAUUACAUUCCAACGUGUUUGUUAUUAUAGCUUUUUCAAGCUGUCUGAUGGUAAAAAACUCUAUCACUCAGUUCAUGGUAAAUAAUAUCUCUGUAUAGUCAACUAUUAAAAUAUGCUCCUAUCCUUAGCAAUAACUAGCUGUAAAUACCAGAUAGUGGGCUUCAUUUGAGUACAGGCAACAGUUUGGAACGUUGGUGUACAACUCCACCUAGUGGUUGAACAGGAUACAUGCUGUUGGAGAUUUCCUUCACUCUCCCAAAUGUUAAAUGGAAAAAAUAAGCUAUACAUAUUUGACCACAUUUUCAUAUUCUAAAUGUGGCUUUACAUAUGCAACAAAGUGAAAAUAAGAAAUGUGUAGUUAACUGUGGUGUCUUGUGCCUUUAGGUGACUUGUAUGGGGCCAUCGGCUCCCCGGUGCGUCUGUCCAGGACGGUGGUGGUGGGUCGGAGACGGGAGCUAGUCCAGAGACUCCUCUAUGUGCUCACCUACUUCAUCCGCUGCUCGGAGCUGCUGGAGACCCACAUGCUGGACAGCGCUGAGGACGAGGCCAUCGUCAUUCCAGGCUCUCUCAUCACCACCUCGCUGCAGCGUGGGGAGGUGGAGGAGUCAGACUAUGUGCUGGUCACCGUGCACAAGCCCAGCGGAAACUACCUGAGCCAGGGUUCCGAGCCCCGAGAGGACAGCAGCUACCGCUCAGACAGCAACAACAGCCUACAGAGCAGCACCUACACAGACACAGACCCUGAGGAGGGAGACAGUAGUAACAACAGCCAGGGCUCCAAGAGAAGUGGCCUGCAGGCCCAGGCCCACUCCAGCCACAACACCAACACUAACGCUGUGCCCAUCAUCCACACGGAGGAUGUUAGUGAGCCCACGCCGCUCAAGGAGUCACCAACCGCCUGUGUGGAGGCCAAGCUGGAAACAGUGGUGCGUGUGGGCUCGGCCUUCCCCAGGGAGCAGGCCUGUGUGCUGCUGGAGACGAAGCCUGAGGCCGAGCUAGAGGUCAAGGCCAGCGAGGAGGAGAUGGGGAGUCUGCCCAUCAAGGUGUUCCGCUCUUCAGGGAUACCACUGGAGAAGAAGCCCCCUGACAAGACCAUACCUGUACCUGUACCCGGCCCCUUUCUGUCAAACCACCAGGAGGAGCCUGCCACCAAAGUGCUGUUUCUCAUCGGCGACCCCCAGUCUCCAGGGUCAGACACAGAGAGCAGGAGGAGGAAGCUGGAGGAGGACAUUAAGAAGCACAAGAAAUGCAUCAAGGAGAAACAGCGGCAGCAACUGCUACAACAACAACAACCGUUACAACAACAGCAACUGCUACAACAACAACAACCGUUACAACAACAACAACAGCAACUGCUACAACAACAACAACAGCAACUGCUACAACAACAACAACUGUUACAACAACAACAACAGCAACUGCUACAACAACAACAACCGCUAAAACAACAACAUCAACCUCUACAACAACCGCUACUACAACAACCGCUAAAACAACAACAAGAACAGCAGCAGCAGAGUGGGUGCGGCGAAGGCGGCGAUCAUAUGGUGAAGUCUACUACCAGCACAUCACCGGACCAAACCAAGACCAACGUGGACGGAAAGAAGACUCUGAUGCGUGUCUCCAGUAAGAUGCCCCAGUGGAACCCUGUCAGCGAGGAGGAGUGCUUGGAGCUGUUCGACAAGUACUUCAGUGAUGACAACCCUGUAGAGACCAGGACUAUAGACGAUGUGGUGAAAUGCCUGGACUUGUCAAGCGGCACAGACAAAACCCAGAAAGAGCUGCUGGACCCUUCGGGAGUCCAGAGUAGCAGUUGCUGUAAGGAGCAGGGGGAUCAGGGACAGAAGGGGACAGGGCAGGUGGGUGUGGGUGGGGGGGAGGCUGACGUCCAGACCAGGUGUAGGGGGGAGGCUGACGUCCAGACCAGGUGUAGGGGGGAGGCUGACGUCCAGACCAGGUGUAGGGGGGAGGCUGACGUCCAGACCAGGUGUAGGGGGGAGGCUGACGUCCAGACCAGGUGUAGGGGGGAGGCUGACGUCCAGACCAGGUGUAGGGGGGAGGCUGACGUCCAGACCAGGUGUAGGGGGGAGGCUGACGUCCAGACCAGGUGUGGGAGGGAGGCUGACGUCCAGACCAGGUGUAGGGGGGAGGCUGACGUCCAGACCAGGUGUAGGGGGGAGGCUGACGUCCAGACCAGGUGUAGGUGUGGCUCCACAGACACAUCGAAAUCACGCUCCUGUAGAAGUUGUUCUGCUGAGCAGGACAUGGGCAUCCUGAUUUCAGUAACCGUCCCGGAAGGGGACCACAAAGGGGGCCAACAAAAGAAGGGAGCCCCGCUUAAUGACUGUGAGAUCCCCCGGAACGAGAGUUCAGACAGUGCGCUGGGGGACAGCGAGAGCGAAGACGCAGGGCAGGAUAUCCACAGGCAGAGUGAUGGCCGCACCUACUACAGAGAGGAUCAGGAGCCAGACGAGUGGCAGGAGGAGGUGGAGAUCCCCUUCCCUGGGUGAGAUACACACAGUGCUAUUGAUGUCAACAUUAAAAACGUGUUUGCCUUCAUAUUAUGUUUUCAAGACACAUAUCAACUUCUAUGGGAGUUACAUUUCUGGGUUAGAAUAUGUUCUGAUGUUGUCUAUCUAUGCCAUGUUUUAAAUCAACAGGUCAAAGUUGGUGGAGCAUUUCUCCAAACCGAGCAUUGCCAACUUUGGGAGGUCACUGUUCGGAGGGUACUGCACAACCUAUGUGCCAGACUUUGUUCUGCAGGGGAUGCCCAACGAUGACAAACUAAGGCAGGGCCUCAUGUCAGAAUUAGCCCACGCUGUACAGGUAAGAGACUGCUUUAUACCUGAAGCACUGAAGCUUGUGUUAACUGGAUUAUGAGUCUUCAUGAGAGCCUAACUAACUAAUUCCUUUUUAUGCUUGCUUGAGGAACAUAAGGCAUCAACAGGAGAGCACCACUGUAUCUGGUCUGCAUCUGUCGGAGCCAAAAGUUGUCUUAUUCUUUUCGCAGCAUCCAGUGUUGGAUGAGCCCAUUGCAGAGGCGGUCUGCAUUAUCGCAGACACUGAUAAGUGGACGGUGCAGGUAGCCAGCAGCCAGAGACGAGCCACGGACAACAACAAACUGGGGAAGGAGGUCCUGGUGUCCAGCCUCGUGUCCAGCCUGCUCCAGUCCACCCACCUGCUUUACAAGAUUAACCUCUCCCCCAACUUUGUAAGUUCAUACAAAUGCCAAAUAACUAUGCAGUUAUUAGCAUUGUAAAAAAAAUCUAUUCAGUAACAAAAGGUUAAUCAUUAACACAAGGGUAAUCAGUAAUAAAGUUGUAAUUAGAUUGACAUCCCUCUCCUCAGUGCAUAAUGCACCUUGAGGACAGACUCCAGGAGAUCUACUUCAAGAGUAAAAUGCUGGCAGAGUACCUGAAGGGACAGACUAGAGUGCACGUCAAGGAGCUGGGGAUGGUCCUGGGGUGAGCACCUAAACCGUCUUUAUACAGUGGCUCUGCAUCCAAAAUGACACCUAUUCCCUAUAUAGUGCACUAUUUUUGACUAGAGCCCUAUGGGAAUAGUGUACCAUUUAUUCUAAAAUAUAAGUAUUGUAAUCCAUGUUGUCUUUCUGUUCUUAAAGGCCCAAUGCAGCUGUUUUUAUCUCAAUAUCAAAUCAUUUCUGGGUAACAAUUAAGUACCUACAGUGGGGGAAAAAAGUAUUUAGUCAGCCACCAAUUGUGCAAGUUCUCCCACUUAAAAAGAUGAGAGAGGCCUGUCAUUUUCAUCAUAGGUACACGUCAACUAUGACAGACAAAUUGAGAAAAAAAAAUCCAGAAAAUCACAUUGUAGGAUUUUUAAUGAAUUUAUUUGCAAAUUAUGGUGGAAAAUAAGUAUUUGGUCACCUACAAACAAGCAAGAUUUCUGGCUCUCACAGACCUGUAACUUCUUCUUUAAGAGGCUCCUCUGUCCUCCACUCGUUACCUGUAUUAAUGGCACCUGUUUGAACUUGUUAUCAGUAUAAAAGACACCUGUCCACAACCUCAAACAGUCACACUCCAAACUCCACUAUGGUCAAGACCAAAGAGCUGUCAAAGGACACCAGAAACAAAAUUGUAGACCUGCACCAGGCUGGGAAGACUGAAUCUGCAAUAGGUAAGCAGCUUGGUUUGAAGAAAUCAACUGUGGGAGCAAUUAUUAGGAAAUGGAAGACAUACAAGACCACUGAUAAUCUCCCUCGAUCUGGGGCUCCACGCAAGAUCUCACCCCGUGGGGUCAAAAUGAUCACAAGAACGGUGAGCAAAAAUCCCAGAACCACACGGGGGGACCUAGUGAAUGACCUGCAGAGAGCUGGGACCAAAGUAACAAAGCCUACCAUCAGUAACACACUACUCCGCCAGGGACUCAAAUCCUGCAUUGCCAGACGUGUCCCCCUGCUUAAGCCAGUACAUGUCCAGGCCCGUCUGAAGGUUGCUAGAGUGCAUUUGGAUGAUCCAGAAGAGGAUUGGGAGAAUGUCAUAUGGUCAGAUGAAACCAAAAUAUAACUUUUUGGUAAAAACUCAACUCAUCGUGUUUGGAGGACAAAGAAUGCUGAGUUGCAUCCAAAGAACACCAUACCUACUGUGAAGCAUUGGGGUGGAAACUUCAUGCUUUGGGGCUGUUUUUCUGCAAAGGGACCAGGACGACUGAUCCGUGUAAAGGAAAGAAUGAAUGGGGCCAUGUAUCGUGAGAUUUUGAGUGAAAACCUCCUUCCAUCAGCAAGGGCAUUGAAGAUGAAACGUGGCUGGGUCUUUCAGCAUGACAAUGAUCCCAAACACACCGCCCGGGCAACGAAGGAGUGGCUUCGUAAGAAGCAUUUCAAGGUCCUGGAGUGGCCUAGCCAGUCUCCAGAUCUCAACCCCAUAGAAAAUCUUUGGAGGGAGUUGAAAGUCCGUGUUGCCCAGCGACAGCCCCAAAACAUCACUGCUCUAGAGGAGAUCUGCAUGGAGGAAUGGGCCAAAAUACCAGCAACAGUGUGUGAAAACCUUGUGAAGACUUACAGAAAACGUUUGACCUGUGUCAUUGCCAACAAGGGGUAUAUAACAAAGUAUUGAGAAACUUUUGUUAUUGACCAAAUACUUAUUUUCCACCAUAAUUUGCAAAUAAAUUCAUAAAGAAUCCUACAAUGUGAUUUUCUGGAAUUUCUUUUCUCAUUUUGUCCGUCAUAGUUGACAUGUACCUAUGAUGAAAAUUACAGGCCUCUCUCCUCUUUUUAAGUGGGAGAACUUGCACAAUUGGUGGCUGAUUAAAUACUUUUUUUCCCCACUGUAACUGUGAUUGUUUUCAUUUAAAAUGGUCAAAAGUAGCUUCUUAGCUAGAGCAAUUUCUCAAGAAUUUUGCUAGGACAGAGUUGUUAUUGGCAGGGAGGUUUGGAACUCUUUCUUGUUGGUCUAUUAACUUAUUUACCGCCUGGUGAUGUCACCAGGCAGGCCAAAACUCCAUACAACCAAAACAUGCUGAAAUUUCAGGCAGUCUUUUCAAACAGCUUUUACACUAAAAGGGCAUUAUCAUAAUGUUCACAAUUUGACAGUAUUAUUCCAACCUCAUGCGCAACUCAAUAUUAGGAAGGUGUCAUUAAUGUUUUUUACACUCAGUGCAUAUAAAACACAAGGAAAUCAAGUGUUUGACUGCACUGGGCCUUUAAAAUACUGCACUGUGUUAUUCACAUCUUAAUAACAAUCAUAGUAACUGAGUUAGGAGAAUAUACCCUUGGCUUGUUGUUCUGUUGCUCAACUAUGUACAAUAUUCUAAGCAUGGCUCUUGUCAUUUCAGUAUUGAGUCCAGUGACCUUCCCCUGCUGGCAGCAGUGGCAAGCACUCACUCUCCCUAUGUGGCCCAAAUACUGCUAUAAUAGAUGGAACCAAAGCCAGAGAUGGAGUGUGACUGUGGACUGGAGGAGCAGGAUACUGUGCUCCACCCUGACCCGACAUGUCGGCUUGACCCUGUCCACUGACGUCCUGCUGAUGCUCUGA
Messenger RNA from Coregonus sp. 'balchen', 24373 nucleotides. Lineage: Eukaryota; Metazoa; Chordata; Actinopteri; Salmoniformes; Salmonidae. The record is from the annotation of a GenBank genome assembly.